CAUCAAGUUCCGGUGUAAUCCUUCGUGUGCAGAAGUUGCUGGUCACAGGAGCCACAAUGGCGUUUGUAGUCUCCUGCGGCUAGGGCUGUGGAUGUUAUUUAAUCCAUUAGCAUCGCCCUAAAUACAAGCCUGGUUGAUUUCCAGAGCCAUUGAUAGUAAACUGGAACAUCUACUGCACACGAAAAAACUAUGAUUUCGUAUCAAUAUUGAAUUUAAAGGGGGAUAAAGCUUACAUUAAAGGGAAUAUGUAAACAGCACCAACCGGGUCAAGUUUUCAUUUUGUUCGAGAGAUGAGCGUCUUUUAAAGUGAAGACAUUUGCUAAUUUGUGAACGCUAAAACCGUAAUUCUGUGGAAUAAAAUCAUAUUUUCCCUAAUUUGGCACCGGACAAGGACAACUUUGACAAAGGAGACUUUUUUUUCCUUUUUCCACGGCUCACCUCGCUAGCUGGCCCAGCGUUAGCUAGCUGUGCUAGCUAAGUUGAGACGGAAAGACGACAGCACAAUGCUCCAACGUUUGGAACACUUGAGAUUUUGUACUUGAAUCGGCGGUUAAUGAGUUGCUUCGACCGCCAAGGCCUAGCCGCGGGAGAGGUGGUACCGACGCCGGCUUGAGGGAUGCCUGGUUCGGACCGACACCAUGGGACCAAGAGGAAGCCGGAAUCAAUCAUCGGCGGCUUGGCUCACGCCGCCUUCCAAACAGCUGCGGGAGACAUGACCAGCAAAGACGGCAAGUUACACUGCAAAUCUUUGAUGGCCUCGUCAAAGCGUAGGCGACAUAAGUCGGCUAAAGUUCGGGAAUCGCCGGUGGUACCGCCGACGAUUCCCGAAUAUAUAUCCCUGAGCCGCACGGCGCCGCCUAGCGUCCUGAUGAAGCCCCUGGUGGAGUAUGACGAUAUUAGCUCGGACUCUGACACCUUCUUGGACCCACCGAGCACCAGAUUACCUGAGAGGGUUGUGGUAAUGGAGCGCCUCGAGCCAUCACCCGAAUUCAUCAGGGAAGAGCCCAUCCGCGAGAGUAAGAGCCACAGACACUCCCGGAAAAAGUCCAAGGACCCCAACAAAGUUCGAGACCCUGGUAAUGGGGCACGGGGCUACAAGAAGAAGAGCAGCAAGGACCGUGACAAAAGUGCUUCCGGCGUGGGAAAGGAGAAAUUGCUAUCAUCUGGACCAUCCAAGCGUCACAUCCAGCAGGAGCUUGACUUUAAAAGAGGAGAUCCCAUGUUCUCCCAGAUGCACACCAUGGUUAGCAUAGGUAGUACCUCAGCGUCUUCAUCGCGGAGCAAGGAAAGCGGCCGCUCUGGCAAAUCACGUAAGGACAAGCAGCAGAGGCGAGAGGCGCGGCUCGAAGGCGCUCACAGCGACUCUCAGAAGGUACGCGGAGAAAGGAGCCACCGCAAGUCCUCCAAGAGCAACAAGUCCAGCCCCAAAGGCAAGUCGAGUCGAGGUAGCCCUCGCAGGAAAGCUGCCACUGCUGCCUUGUCACCCAGUCCCAGGAGGGGAGAGAGCCCACUUGGUGCCCCAAUGUUGGACGACAGCUACUCGAGGCGCAAGGCCACCCAGCAGUGCCCGAGUCCCUACGGGCACUGCAGGCAGAGAUCGGACAGCCCCUAUGGCAGCAGGCACAGGUCGUCCAGCUUUGAGCGGGACAGCAGUCCCUACUCUAGAAGGCGCUCCAUCAGUCCCUACGCUGCACGACGUUCUUCCAGCACCAGCCCCAGCCCCGCGUCUCGACGCUCCGGCCGUUCCAGAAGUCGAUCCCCUGUGUUCUUCUCCUCUCAUCGCUCUUCGUCCCGUUCCCGCAGCAAGCGGCAUGGCCCCCCAGCAGGGGUCUUGGGUGCCGGCUCCUACAGCAACCGGCCUGCCAGCCGCUCACCUCCUGCCACUCGCCUGCCGCUCAACUCCAGCCUGGGCGCCGAGCUCAGCCGCAGGAAGAAGGAGCGCCAGGCUGCUGAGGCGGCGGCGGCUCGUGCCUGUGGUAGCGGCGCCGCAUCCCCAGCCACACAGAAACCCAUAGCCCCCUCAGCCUCUUCUUCCUCCUCCUCCUCACGACCUAAAGCGGAGGAGCCGCACCAGGAAAAAGACUCCGGAGAAAAGGAAUCUCAGUCACUGCCUUCCGUGCAGUCACCACAGGAAGCACCAAUGUUGGAAGAACCAGUGGCUGACCCUUUACCUUCGGCUUCUACCACCUUCUCUCCAGCUGCUCCCCCUGAACCAUCACCCACCGAGGCUCCCGGUUUAACCUCCUCAACUCCACCGCCUCCACCACCUCCCAAGCCCCAGCAGGCUGACGCUAAAGUUCUGCCUCCGGCGCCCUCCGCCCCGGCCAAAUCGCCAGCUCCCGUCCCCGCGCGGAGUCCCGCCCGACAGACACCGCUCCACAAGACUUCCACUUUGCCGCCCCUGCCUUUGCCCCCUUUGUUGCUGGGAAACUCUCAGCACAGCCCAAAGAAGUCCACCUAUCAGCGAGGAUCCAGAAAGGAGAAGGAAACUCGCAGCCGGCCGUCAAUCAUCGACCUCCCGCUGCCGCCCACCCUGCCUGGCGGUGACUCUUCACCCCUCCAUUUGGCCUCCCAUCAGGGAUUGUCGCUCACCCUGCCCGCCCUUAAAAAGAGACCAAAGAUUUGUUGCCCUCGCUACGGCGAGCGCAAACACACCAAGAGCGACUGGGGCAAGCGAUGUGUCGAUAAGUUUGACAUCAUCGGCAUCAUCGGAGAGGGCACCUACGGCCAGGUGUACAAGGCCAAGGACAAAGACACGGGCGAGCUAGUGGCCCUGAAGAAAGUCCGCCUGGAUAACGAGAAGGAGGGCUUUCCCAUCACGGCCAUCCGGGAGAUCAAGAUCUUGCGGCAGCUCAAACACUGCAGUGUCGUCAAUAUGAAGGAGAUAGUCACAGACAAGCAGGAUGCUCUUGACUUUAAAAAGGAUAAAGGAGCGUUUUACCUGGUCUUUGAGUACAUGGACCACGACCUCAUGGGUCUGCUCGAGUCGGGCAUGGUCCAGUUCUCCCAUGAGCACAUCCGGAGCUUCAUGCGCCAGCUGAUGGAGGGUCUGGACUACUGCCACAAGAACAAUUUCUUGCACCGCGACAUCAAGUGCUCCAACAUACUGCUCAACAACAGAGGGCAGAUUAAACUGGCUGACUUUGGUUUGGCUCGCCUUUAUAAUUCAGAAGAGAGUCGGCCUUACACUAACAAAGUCAUCACACUGUGGUAUCGCCCGCCUGAGCUGCUGCUGGGCGAGGAGAGGUAUUCUCCGGCCAUCGAUGUGUGGAGUUGUGGGUGCAUUCUAGGAGAGCUGUUCACCAAGAAGCCCAUCUUUCAAGCCAAUCAGGAGCUGCUGCAGCUGGAACUCAUCAGUCGGCUGUGUGGCUCCCCCUGUCCUGCAGCCUGGCCUGAUGUUAUCAAGCUGCCCCUCUUCAACACCAUGAAGCCCAAGAAGCAGUACAGACGGCGACUGCGAGAGGAAUUUGCUUUCUUGCCCACCUCUGCCCUUGACCUACUGGACCGAAUGCUGACCCUGGACCCUUCACGCCGGUGCACUUCAGAAGGGGCACUCAACAGCGACUUUCUGUGUGAUGUGGACCCCAACAACAUGCCGCCACCAGAUCUUCCUCAUCAUCAAGACUGCCACGAGCUAUGGAGCAAGAAGCGGCGGCGUGCGCGUCAGAGCGGGCUGCCCGAGGACGUCCCCAAAGCACCCCGGAAGGACAUUUCAAGCACCUCGAGCGGAGAUAACAGUCGUCCACAAACCAGUCCAGCUGGAGCGCCGGCCCGCCCGCCUCCGCCGCCGCCUCCUCCUCCUCCUCCUGCGCAGGGGAAGCCACCCUCGGCUGCGGCUCAGGACAACGAUUUGUCAGCAUUGGGAGCUGCCGCCGAGCAACUGAACCAGACAGAAAUGACCCUGCUGCUCAACCUCCUCCAAGGCCAGACGGACCUCUCCCUUCAGCAGGUCUCCCAACUCCUUAACCAGUCCAACGCAGAGACGCUCAGCCAGUCGUUGUCGGCGCUCAGCGAGGCCUCCGACCAUCACCAGGGUGGUGCGUCGGCCUCUGAGCCGCCCGAGUUGUCCCCGGCCUCCGGGGAUGCGGCGCAACUCCCAGAGGAGCAGGCUAACCUGCUGGCGUUCAUCCUGGGUCACAUCAUGAAGCCGCAAGGCGAGGAGCAGGCCGACGAGAGCAGCAAUGGCGUCCAGUCGGGGGAGGCUCUAACGCGCGCUGCGUCUACUUCCACGACUGAGCGCAAGGGCAAGUCUGGCUUUAGUCUGUAGGAGGUGACACGGGCAGAUGUCGUCACUGGGAACUUCAGUAGGACAAGGAAAAGUAUUGUUACUUUCAAUUUCUAUCAACAGAAUUAUCACACAGUAAUCCCCCGCUAUUUGUGGGGAUAGGGACUGAGCCCUGCUUUGAACGACAUUGCCACUUCACGGACGUAAUGGCCAAGAGAAAAGACCAUGUUUAACAACAAAAAUUACAUUCCCAGGCAGGAAACAACAUCCAAUCACCCGCCACUGGGCAUCUUACCACUACAGUGCGUAUGCAGUCAAACCUCGUAUCUUCAAACCUUUCACUUUUCAGGAACCUGUAAAUACGGCACCGUUGAUAUAUAUGAGAGAGGAAGGGGUGGUGAGAGAGAGAGGGAGAAAAUGUUUUAUUUUUUUUAUCAACACAAAGGUAAUCGAUAAUGAGUCAAACAACUCUCGGAAUUGCAUAGUAUUUACUGUUGUGAAGCUGAAAUUCAGAGCAUUUGGACAAAAUUUAAAUUAUAAAAAGGUAUAAAAGUAUCCAAAUGCUUUGAUUAUCAGAAAUAAUUAAGCAUUAAUUUGAUAAUUGAUUAGUUGUUUAGUCAUUACACUGUUUGGGUGUGUAGUUCAAGCCCGUUUUCUCACGUUUGUUGUUCAAUUAAAUAUCAAGUCCAACUUUAUUGUCCAAUGUGCUGUAUGUUGCACAUACUGCACAGAUGAAAUUUCUUCCCUCACAACAAGAGGAGCCGCUGCGGGUGCCCGCGCAAAAUGUGCAGUUCAGUAUAACUGGAGAUACAGUAACCUUUUCUCCAAAAAGAGCACGAGGGUUUGCUAUUUUUCCGUUCAGCUGAGCAGAGUAAUUGGUUCACCAUUGUUCAGUUGUGUCGCUCGGUGUACGACAGGCAGCCCUUCGCGGGCAAGUGUAAAAACCGGCUCAAAAGUUUUUCAGUGAAUCAGUAAAUGGCUUACAUUAAAAAAAGAAACCCCUGCUAGAUAACUUUGUGACGGUUGACCCACGAUCAGCGAGGGAUUACUGUACUGUGUGUUCUGAUGAAAUUAUUGGCAUAAUUAUUUUUAAUUGGGCAAAUGAUUUAGUCCCCUUUUUUACGCCCUGAAAUUUAAAAUUUUUUGACCCCAUAUGUAUAUAACAAAAAGUGUCCUCAUGUUACCGGGGUGACGGUUUUCUGCACUUGGGAUAUAGCUGGCUGGUGUACACAAUAAACGCACCACAAAGUCAAGUGUCAUUCAUUUGUAGAAAGUAAAAAAAAAAAAAAAUCCAUCCUCGUCCCUCUCAACUUUUCACAGUUUUCCUUGUUUCUUCACACUCAUUGGUUCUGUAUUGCAUUUCCCCACCGCCCAACACCUUUCAGCAGCAGGAAUCUUCAGACAGUCAUGUCCGCCUUUUUACACGCUCAUAAGUUAUCAACUGGAAAUAAAUGUUUUCAAUCUUUAGACCUUA
Hippocampus zosterae (dwarf seahorse) is the source of this 5699-nucleotide messenger RNA. RefSeq names its product cyclin-dependent kinase 12 (gene cdk12). The coding region runs from base 617 to 4267 and encodes 1216 amino acids. NCBI's taxonomy places the organism in Eukaryota, Metazoa, Chordata, Actinopteri, Syngnathiformes, Syngnathidae. Gene Ontology annotation, molecular function: ATP binding; cyclin-dependent protein serine/threonine kinase activity; RNA polymerase II CTD heptapeptide repeat kinase activity. Gene Ontology annotation, biological process: protein phosphorylation; transcription elongation by RNA polymerase II; positive regulation of transcription elongation by RNA polymerase II. The record is from RefSeq and is a predicted model, not a curated record. The transcript has 14 exons. Gene Ontology annotation, cellular component: nucleus; cyclin/CDK positive transcription elongation factor complex.